CGAAACACAAUCCUCCAUUAUUCAUUUGGCACCACACGAAACCUGACCGCCUUCGUCACACUGUCUUCUCAAUUCUUCAUUUUUGUAUGCUUAUUAUCCAAUUCACUCAUCCUCAUCUCAUCAUUGAUUGAGAGAGAAAAGAAAAAAAGAUGGAGACCUGGUUCAUCAUCCUCAUCUCCCUCUGCAUCUGCGCUCUUCUCAAAUCCCUAUUCGACCUAAUAAUAAUCCCCCUCUUUCCUUCUUCUUCUUCAUCCAACAAGAAUCUCCCUCUUCCCCCAGGACCCACCACUGUUCCAGUGAUCGGAAACUUCCUAUGGAUGCGGAAGUCAUUCUCGGAGCUCGAACCCAUCCUCCGAGACCUCCGGGCUAAGUACGGCCCCAUCGUCACCCUCCAGAUUGGGUCUCGUCCCGCCAUCUUCGUCGGCAGCCACUCCGUCGCCCACCGUGCCCUCGUUCAGAACGGCGCCGUCUUCUCCGACCGUCCCAAGCCCGUCGCCACCAGCAAGUUAGUCACCAGCAACCAGCACAACAUCAGCUCCGCCGCCUACGGCCCCACCUGGCGCCUCCUUCGCCGCAACCUCACCUCCGAGAUCCUCCACCCCUCCCGCGUCAAAUCUUACUCCCGUGCUCGCCAUUGGGUCCUCCAAAUUCUCAUCCACCGCCUUCUCGAAUCCUCUGAAACCCAAGAAGCCGUCAAGGUGGUUGAUCAUUUUCAAUACGCUAUGUUCUGCCUUUUGGUCCUGAUGUGUUUUGGGGACAGGCUUGACGAGACCCAAAUCAAACAAAUCGAGACCGUGCAGCGCGAGUUUCUACUCAAUUUGAAUCGAUUCAAUAUACUCAAUUUUUGGCCUAGGUUAGGGAAGAUUGUGUUCCGCAAGCGCUGGAAGGAGCUCAUACGGCUGCGCCAGAAUCAGGAGGACGUGUUGAUCCCUCUCAUCAACGCCCGAGUGGAAUUUGUGAAACAAAGACAACAGGGGAACCAUCAAGAAGAAGAAGAAGAAGAGAGCGUGGUGGGAUAUGUGGACACUUUGUUGGACCUAGAGCUGCCGGAGGAGAAGAGGAAGCUGAACAACAAGGAGAUAGUGACACUAUGCGGGGAGUUUCUCAACGCAGGCACCGAUACCACCUCCACGGCUUUGCAGUGGAUCAUGGCCAACUUGGUAAAGUACCCUCGGGUCCAGUCCAAAUUGUAUGAAGAGAUCACUGGUGUUGUGGGUCCACCCCCACAAGUAAAAAGCAAAGCAAAGGAAACCACUGCGGUGAUAAAGGAGGAGGAUCUGCAGAGGAUGCCGUACCUAAAAGCCGUGGUGUUGGAAGGGCUUCGGCGGCACCCGCCAGGGCACUUCGUGCUGCCCCACUCGGUGAAGGAGGAUGUGGAGUUGGAGGGGUACCUGGUGCCCAAGAAUGCUAUGGUGAACUUCAUGGUGGCAGAGAUGGGUUGGGACCCAAAUGUUUGGGAUGAACCCAUGGAAUUCAAGCCAGAGAGGUUCUUGACAAAUAAUAGUGGCGAGGAGAGUGAAGUUGAGCGACAUGAUGGUAGUGGAGGAGGAGGGGAGGCAUCGGGGGGUUUGUUCGAUAUAACAGGGAGCAGGGAGAUAAAGAUGAUGCCGUUCGGUGCAGGGAGGAGGAUAUGUCCGGGAAGUGGUUUGGCACUGCUUCACUUGGAGUACUUCGUUGCCAAUUUGGUCUGGUAUUUUGAAUGGACGGCUCCCGGUGGAAAUCAAGAUGAUGUUGAUCUAUCAGAGAAACAAGAAUUCACCAUUGUCAUGAAGAAUCCACUGCGAGCCCACAUCUCCACUAGAUGCUCUGUUAUGCUCUGAUUUUGUGAUGAUAUGCAAUGUACUCACUCUCCCAUAUUCUGUUACUCAAUUAUGAUCUUGAACCAUUUCCUUACAAUAAGAUUGAAGAUGCUAUGGUAUGUGCCCUUUUUUCUUCAAUUGCCUUGAUUUUUAAUUUGGGAAUGAUUUUGCUGUAUAAAGUUGUGAAAAGAAGAGCAAUCAUGAAAUAUGGGUGGGAAAAAUUAUUAAA
Camellia sinensis is the source of this 2028-nucleotide messenger RNA. Lineage: Eukaryota; Viridiplantae; Streptophyta; Magnoliopsida; Ericales; Theaceae. The record is from RefSeq and is a predicted model, not a curated record.